AUGUAUUGUUGUUUGCUCCCAUUAAUUCAAAAACCUUUGAAGUUAUCUGAGGUGAGUUAUGUUGAUAUUCUAGAGCAAAGUGAUUUUUCUUUACUUAAUUUGUUUUAUGUUUCAGGAUGGUGUAAACAAAAGGUGGAAAUUUUAAGCAGAAAAAUCUGCUGGUGUAGUAGCUUUAUAAACAAAUGUCAAAAAUCAUGUGAAAUA
This is a messenger RNA of Brenthis ino (lesser marbled fritillary), 204 nucleotides long. The record is from the annotation of a GenBank genome assembly. Lineage: Eukaryota; Metazoa; Arthropoda; Insecta; Lepidoptera; Nymphalidae.